UCCAAGGAGCCGAUUGACUUUGGGCCGUAAAAUGAUUACGGGCUAAAAGGUAAAAAACACGUCGCGCGCGAGUGAGAGAGGGCUAGUGCGCGAGCGAGAGAGCAAGGAGCAAGGAGCAACAGCAACAGCAGCGGAAACGGCUAAAGAGGAGCGGAGGAACAGCACGAAACGUUGGAUAAACUGCGCUUAAAAAAUCCCAAAAAAUAAAAGGAAUCGGAGUAAAAACCAAAAUAAGGAAAAUAUUAAAGGAAGCCAGCUCGGGGCAUAAAUAUUCGAAAAAAUAUCCAACAAAAACCGAGUGCGUGUGCGUGUGUGUGUGAGGCUGCCAUAACUCCUGAAAAUUUCUGCAUACAUAUACAAAUACAGCGAAAAAUUCAAGGAAAGGGAAAGUCAAGGAAGGAAAACGCAAGAAAAACUAUAAGAAACUGCUAAAGGAUCAGCAGAACGGCGAAAAUCCAGAAAAAUGGCCUUGAAAAAAACAAAAUGACAGCCAGCAACUGAACAACUUUUUCCGUUUCCUUUUUGGAGCUCUCAGCCAACAAAUUGAUUUGCACACACACACACACACACGCACACACGAAAAUAGCUCCCUGAGCUGAAAAAACACCACCAGCGCAAACCGCCCUCCCCCCCCCUCCACUCUUCUCAACCGGAACAGCUCCUCUCGCUUUCCAUUUUUUCCUUGUUUUUUUCGUGUUUGGAGCAGCCGGCACUGCGUUUAAAAAUAGCCAAGGCUCUGGGGGAAAAAGGGAAAUAUCAACGGCCGAUCCUUCAAAGAUGGUAACGAUGAACUCGGAGGCGGACAAAACACAAGCCACCAAUGCCAGCAGUGCUCCCGCCAAGCAGCCAGCAGCAGCGACGCCGGCCGAGCCAGAGGCGGUGACAAAGGUAUCGGCGACGUUGGCAGCCACCCCCCCAGCAGGUACACCCACGGCGGACUGCAGCAGCAGUAGCUGCAGCGGCAACAGCAGCACCGAUCCACUGGCAGCGAUUCCGCAUCGCAGCGACGCCGCCACCACGACCCUAACCAAUGGCAAUAACAAUGUGGCUUUCGUGGAGAACGAGGCAACGGUGGCGGUCACAAUGGUGGGUGGAGGAUCAAAUCCAGUUGGAGGAGUAACCACAUCGCCCAAGGCGGCGACAGCAGGAGCAUCACCGAAAAUUGCACCUGCAACGGCAGCGACAGCGGUGACAGCGGUGGCCACGACAACACCUGCUGCUCCACCUGCUGCUACUGCUGCUGUUCCGCCACCUGCGAAAACAGUGAAUGCAGAUGCCACCACCUCCACCACCCCCUCCUCAUCGACAGCGGCAGCGUCAGCGUCGGCAGCUUCAACGGGCAGCGGCAAGCAGAGCGGCGCCAGUAGCGGCCUGCUGACGGUCAAUGCCAAUCAUCAUCAUCACCAUCACCACCAGCAGUCGUCGUCGCAGUCGCAGUCGGCGUCGCAGGCGCAGCAGCAGCAGCAGCCGCCACCAUCGUCAUCAACGACGCUGGCAGUGCCGUCGGCGUCGCAGCAGCGAGGCGGCAAAAAUGAAGAUGCACCCAAUAUUCUAGUGUACAAAAAGAUGGAGGCCAUCAUUGAGAAAAUGCAGGCGGAGACGACGGGCGUGGCCGUGCGCACGGUGAAGGCAUUCAUGAGCAAGGUGCCAUCGGUUUUCACCGGAGCGGACUUGGUGGCUUGGAUACUUAAGAACUUUGACGUGGAAGACGUGACGGAGGCCCUGCACUUUGCCCACCUGCUCAGCUCCCACGGUUACAUCUUUCCCAUCGAUGAUCAUGCGCUGACCGUCAAGAAUGACGGCACCUUCUACAGAUUCCAGACGCCCUACUUUUGGCCCUCGAAUUGCUGGGAGCCCGAGAACACGGACUAUGCCGUUUACCUCUGCAAACGCACAAUGCAGAAUAAAACGCGUUUGGAGUUGGCCGAUUACGAGGCCGAAAAUCUGGCCAAGUUGCAGAAGAUGUUCUCCCGUAAAUGGGAGUUUAUUUUCAUGCAGGCUGAAUCGCAGAGCAAGGUGGCCAAAAAACGGGAUAAGCUGGAGCGUAAGGUGCUCGACUCACAGGAGCGGGCCUUCUGGGACGUACACCGACCGAUGCCCGGCUGUGUUAAUACCACCGAGAUUGAUAUUAAAAAGGCCUACCGGCGGGGUGGCUCCAGCCACGGCACCGGUUCCGCCGGCGCCUCUUUGGCCAAGAAUCCCGUGGAGCAACUAACGCGGAUCAUUGCCCUGCGCAAACAGAAGCUGGAGCGGCGCACAAUCAAAGUGUCCAAGGCGGCCGAGGCUCUGGUUGCCUACUACGAUCAGUACAAUGAGUUUGAUUACUUUAUUACCUCGCCGGAGCUGCCGAAUCCUUGGCAAACGGACAGCACCGAAAUGUGGGAUACGGAGAAAAAUAGCAAAGAAGUUCCUGUACGGCGCGUAAAGCGCUGGGCAUUCAGUUUGCGGGAAUUGCUCAACGAUGCCAUUGGACGCGAGCAGUUUACCAAGUUCUUGGAGAAGGAGUACAGUGGCGAGAACCUCAAGUUCUGGGAGUCGGUGCAGGAGAUGAAGGCGCUGCCACAGUCGGAGAUCAAGGAGGCCAUACAGAAGAUUUGGCAGGAGUUCCUUGCUCCCGAUGCCCCCUGUCCGGUGAAUGUAGACUCCAAGUCGGUGGAGCUGGCCCGCGAGGCGGUCAGCUCCCCAAACGGACCCAAUCGCUGGUGCUUCGAUGUGGCGGCCUCGCAUGUCUAUCACCUGAUGAAGAGCGACUCGUACUCGCGUUACCUGCGCUCCGACAUGUACAAGGAUUACCUGAACUGCUCGCGGAAGAAGAUCAAGUCCAUACCGAAUUUGUUCGGGGUGAAACGUUGAGACACGCUCCGGGGACUCCCCGUCAUGGCAGUGGGCUGAGGCAGGGGCCCUUUGGAACAAUCGGAACUAAUUGGAAAUUGAAAAUCGGAUAUAAGAAAUCAGAAAUCGAAAAUCGAACUCGGAAUCGGAAUCGUACUAGAACUAGGACUAGGACUAAGGACUUUGGGUAGGGGACUACUUUACACACUGUGUUUGGAACUACGCACCCGGUAGUGGGUGUGCUGGCUGCUGGGUACUCAGUACUCGGUAACUAACAUCAUUUGUAUGUACUUAAACGUUGUUACUUAUUUAAUUAAUUAGCUGCCACUGUGUCGCGUGUUCUCUCGAUUUUAAAGUGUUUUUUUUUUUGCGAUUUGUAUAAUUAAAAGAUUGUUUGUUGAUUGAUUUUGUUACCUCAACGUGCCCACCGGGCUGCAUUCCGGAGCCCGUGUCUCCCCGCAGACUUUCAGAUCCAUUCCAGAUCCCAAAUCCCAGGCCCUAGUCCUGUCCCUCAUCCCUCCCAAACCACUCUCUAGCUGUCUCCCUCCUAAUCAGACGAAAAGCAAACGCCACUUAAGAUGAAAAUAAGAAACUGCCAAAGGGUCGAAUAAGAAGACAAAAACCAAAUAUGAAAAGUUGUAUCGGUAUCCUUAGAGAUUUUAAAAUACAAAUUUAUAAAUUAUUCAUGGAUGGACAUAGUUUGAGGUAGAUUCUGUGUGGUUAGGUUUAGCGUUUGUCUUAAGAAACGAGUAGAAAUUACAACCAACACAAUAAUGAUUUCGAAUUCACAAACUCUUCGUUUCUUUUUUAUUGCAUACUUUGCAGCUGCACAAUUAAUGUUUUGACAUCUCUAAGGAUUCCGGCCCAACUAUCUGAAUAUAAAUUAAUCGAAAACGAAAGCACAAGCAGAGUUUAAGACGAAAGACGAAACACCAACAACCGCCGAGACCUUAUUCUCGUAUUCAUACUAAUUAUACAAGCAAAUACGAAUUAUUAUUGUAACCGAAGAAGCAAAACCAUUGUAACCGAAAACACCAACAAAAGUACGAUCAAAUAUGAUGCAAAAGCCAAAUCUUUAAGGUUAACUAAACCAAAAAAAAAAACCGAAAACCCCACUAAUACAUAGUAUUUCAGCAGAGAAUCCAAAUCUUAAGACCUAUGUAUGUGUAUUAAUAAGUAAUUUAGCCUUAACAAAUAGGGUUCCCACACGGAAAACAUACUACAAUUUUAAAAGCUAGUUGAAUUAUGAAUUGAAAGAGUAAUGAAAUCGAAACCGAAACCGGAACCAAAAUCGAAAUUUAAAACGCAAAAACAGAGUCAUGUCGGAAACCUUUUGUCGGCAAAUCCAUCAUCGGCGCAGCUUUUCAGCCAGAAAAAUACUUUUGACCAAGUUCCUUUAUCGUACUUCUACUCGUUCCUUCUCUUUCACACACAUACCCAAGGACAAGGACACACACCACACACAGGAACACCACCACACUCACAUAUCGUUGAAAUUGGAGAAAACUAACAAUUCAAUUGGGCCCAGUGUAUGUGCGGGAAAGAGAUGCUUUUGUUUCUAGUAAAUGUUUAGCAUAAAUUAUGUUUAGAAGAACGUACAGAGAGAGAGAGAGAGAGAGAGAGAGGAAAGAGAGGGAAUAGAAUGCAGUGAGAGAGCGGAAAGAGAGCCAAGUUCGGAGGGAGGCAGGAUAUGCGAGACUUAGGAUAGAUAGGGUCAAUGGUGUGAUAGCUUAUAGGAGGUUAGAAAAACGAGAGCUUUACAAACAAAUAACUGGGUUAGGCGGUGCGACGAGUCCACAACUAUAUAGGGUAACUGCCGGACUUGGUUCUCUACCAAAAUCGAGAUGAUUAUAUAAAGAAAAUUGGAAUGGAGGAGGCUUACCCCCUCGGGAAUACCUAAUACCCAGGCAGCUGCGGUCAAUGUAAUCGUUGAAGUAUGUAUUUCCUAGACGCAAUUAAGCAAUCAUCCUUUGAACUAAACUAAAACUUGGAUCGAGAUUUCAUUUGGAACUACAAGCGAAAAUUCUACAUACAUAUAUAUAUCUAUAUAUAUAUUAAAAGCAAUCAUCUGUAGGUUCGUAAUCUUAAAACUUACUAUAAAGGAAGUAUAUAGUAUAUAGAAAAAGAACACUAACUCGUUAAGUUCCAAAUCGGACAGCCUUUACUGUUUAUUUUCUGAAUACUAACUGUAAAUAGACAGCUCUUCAAGAGAAUACUUAUUAUAAAACAAAAAACAAUCCAAUACCACAGUUAUUUUGACCGCAGCUGUUUGAAUAAAAUAGAUAAACAGCAGCUACAUAUUAUAUAUAAUAUAUAUAUAUAUUAGAAUUAGAGUAAGCCAAAGGAAAGGUAAACUAACUAAAUUUAGAAAUAAAAACAUAAACACACACACCACACAAACACACAUGUAAUUUGCACACACGCAUACUCUCCUGCACUCAUGCUGCCUACUUUUGGGCAAAGAAAAAAAAUAAUCAAAGAGAGAUCGAGCAGAGUAUCCCCUAAAGACGAUUAACUAAGCAUUAAAGGUGUAUUAAAGUACUUAAUUAGGAUCGCAGUGCAUCGGCCUCCUUGUGUGUGUCUAUCUAAUUGUAACUGUAAUUGUAACUGUACGUUUAUAUAUACAUAUAUCCAGAUAUAUGUAUAUAUGUAAAUGGUGUCUACAAAUUAACGAAAAAAUAAUAACUAUAAAUAUACAAUGUAUGUAUGUAUGAAGUAUACAAGAAUACAGUAAAGAGUAAAACGUAAAAAAGAUAAAACUAUAAAGUACGAUAUACACCAUAUAUCUCGAUGUGCGUCUGUGUGUUGGUAGUGAAAAAAAAAAAUUUAAAUCAAUUUCAAAACAAAUAGCCAAAGCUAAUAACUAAGUUAAGCUAAAGGAAAACCAGAAGAAGAAACCAACGUCAGUGUCUGUAAUACUUUCCUUUCGGCUUUCCACUGUUAUCGUUUGCCAGAUUAUAGGGUAUAUACAUAUACAUACAUAUAUAGGGACUGUUGGCCAUCUGUUUUCCUACUCCCCACCAAAAGGAAAUUUCCAUUAAAUGUAGCAGAAACUAUAAAAACUCAAAAUCAACUCGAUGGAAAACUAAAAGAAAACCAAAAGAAAUCCCCCUUUAUCUGUUGGUGAAAAGUAAUUAAUUCAAAUAAUCAAACAAAUAUUCGAUAUACAUAUGUACGUGUCUGUUUGUAAACAAAUCACACAUACACACACACACUAGGUUAAAACAGCAGCAAAAGUAACAGCAAAAACAAUAACUAAUAAAUAAAUUACAAAACAAAACACAACAACAAUCGCCAGCAAGGAAAACUAUUAAGAAAAAGUGGCCGCGUUUAUUGUAAAUUGUUCAGCAAGAAAAACAAAACAUAAAAAAAGAACAAAAACAUUCAAACAAAACUCGAGCAAAUAAAUAAAAGCGCAAUUUAAGCAACAAAAACUUAAAAAAAAAAGAAGCGAACAAACAAACUUUAAAACGAAACAAUUAAA
Messenger RNA from Drosophila kikkawai, 6316 nucleotides. RefSeq names its product Regulator of G-protein signaling 7 (gene RSG7). Gene Ontology annotation, cellular component: cytoplasm; neuron projection. Gene Ontology annotation, biological process: G protein-coupled receptor signaling pathway; regulation of G protein-coupled receptor signaling pathway; intracellular signal transduction. The record is from RefSeq and is a predicted model, not a curated record. Gene Ontology annotation, molecular function: GTPase activator activity. NCBI's taxonomy places the organism in Eukaryota, Metazoa, Arthropoda, Insecta, Diptera, Drosophilidae.